AAAAUAGAGAAACUAAGAGCUGAAAACGAAAAAGCGAGCGAGCAAGCGAGAGAGAGGAAGAUGAAGAAACCAAUUCCUAAAAUUAGGGUUUUCGGCCAGCAAUCGAUCGCCCCUUCUUUCCUUAAUCCUAAUUCGAUUCCUGUGGAAGACGACUCUUCGUCGAAGAAAGUGAACAAGUGCGCUUCGUUUUCAGAGUUUCUCGAUAGCAAGCUUAACAACAAAUCUGUGCUCUUUAAACCCAACAACGCUCAGAAAUCAUCACAGGAAGGACCAAGACUUUUCACCUCAUUGGUUAGCUCCAAGGAUGUGACACAUCUCUCUCAUGGGUUUGGGAUGGAGAAAAAGGCUUCAAAAGAAAAGAAAAUUGGGGAUGGUGGCCUUGAAAAGGCAAUGCUUCGGCAGUUUAAGCCAAUAGAGACCCAGAUAAGCGAACAUGUUGUGAUGAGUAGGGCCGAUGCGAGUCUUGAGCCCUUGGAUCAAGCCACUGCUGAAGAGGUUGAUCUUUUGACGACAAGCUUUACUGAGAUCAAUGAUGAUAUCAUUGUGAAGGAUGAUAAACUAUCAAAGAAGAGAAAAGAUCCUUUCGAAGGCAUGGAGAGCAUGGAUAGAACGAGAAAGCCCGUUUUAGUCUUUGGAGACGACUCAAAGUCGGUGCAAGAGGAAGGUGAAAGAGGAAGCAACAGCACUGGCUGUAAGAAGCAGAAACCCACUUAUAACCAUUAUGCAAAUGGCUCAGGGUUUUGGGACCGUGACAUGGAAGGUGUUGACUCGGAAGAAGUGGGACAUGGUGAAGUGUGGGAAGGAGUUGGUUCGACCACGUUCGGGGAUAUAGUUGAUUGGCACUAACAAGUAACAACCAAGUUGGUCCUUGUCAACCUUUAAUUGUGGCUUAAGAGUCUGAGAAGAGAUCAACAAAUGGUGUAACUAGCGUAGGUUGCAAAGUUCUUUAUUUGGUAUAACUCUGUGGAACGAGA
This is a messenger RNA of Brassica oleracea var. oleracea, 974 nucleotides long. RefSeq lists its product as uncharacterized. Bases 61 to 846 code for a protein of 261 amino acids. NCBI's taxonomy places the organism in Eukaryota, Viridiplantae, Streptophyta, Magnoliopsida, Brassicales, Brassicaceae. The transcript is spliced from 5 exons. The record is from RefSeq and is a predicted model, not a curated record.